AUGUCCAGCAUCCAGGUGCUCAGAGUCCUCGUUAACGAGCGGCUGUCCGCGGCCGCCGAGGAGAUCUUCGAGGCGGUUAAAAAAACCAUCGCGGGCUAUGAGGAGGAGAUCCUGCUCUCCAAACGGGAGAUCCGCCGGCAGCGCAGGAUGCUGCAGACAGUUUCAAAACCAGAAAUAAAGAUAAACAAACACUCAGACCAACCACAGCUGGCUCUGUCUGUCUGGGACGAGGAUUUCCCCUCCGAUCAGCAGCAGCAGGAGGUGCAGUGUGAGCCGGACUGGAGCUCCGGUCUGGACCAGGAUGACCAGGAGCCUCCACAGACAGAGAAAAACCAGGAGGAGCAUCCCAGUAGCCAUGAGCAGGAGCAGCUUCAGGAGCUGGAGGAAGACAACGCCAUCAGGAUCAUCUUCACGCCUCCGUAUGUGAAGAGUGAGCUCGACCAGCUUCAUCCCAGCUAUCAGAGUACUAAAGGAGGAGGAGGGGAUCCUCUGCCGAGCACCUCAGCUGAGCAGGAACAGACGAAGGUGGAGGGCGACGACGGGGCUUCCUCCAGCUGUUCCGCAACCGACCACGACGAGAGUGACGAGGAGUGGAGGGGCAGCAUUGGGUCUCAGAGCGACGACAGCGACAUCAAGGACAAAUGGAAGAAGAAGGAUGCCCGUCUACCGAUGGCCCCAAAACUGCAUCCGACAAAAAAAAACAAAUCACGAAUCUGCUGUAAAGUCUGCGGGAAAGCCUUCCACGCCAACGUCUCUUUGGUGAAUCACAUGGAAGUUCACCCCAAGGACGUGUGCGGUGUCUGCGGGGAACAUUUCGAGACCGAGGAGAGCUUUAAAGUUCAUGUGAAAACACACGUGAAGGCUGAAAUCUGCAGCAUUUGUGGGAAAUGUUUCGGGGCUUCCAGCUCUUUGGAGACGCACAUGAGGAUCCACACGGGAGAGAAACCGUUCAACUGCAGCGAGUGCGGAAAAUCCUUCAACUGUCGCCACAACAUGAUGCGACACAUCAGGAUACACACGGGGGAAAAGCCGUAUCCCUGCUCCGUCUGUGGCAAAUGCUUCAAUGACUACUCUACGUUGAAACGCCACCUGCAGGUUCAUUUGCACAAGAAGAACCUCGACCCAAAUAGUACGUCCGCAAACGAGAAUGAAAGCGGCAACGACAGCGAGAGGAAGAUCAAAACUUCGUCACUAAAAAAGCAGCAGAGCCGGACUAUAUGUGAAGUGUGCGGGAAAAUGUUCCACUCCAUGGUUUCCCUGGUUAAUCACGCCAAAAGUCACGCCACAGACCUCUGCGGCGUUUGUGGGACACAUUUCGAUUCAGAGGAAAACUUAAAACUUCACCUGAAAACUCACAAAAACGGGAAGGUUUGUGAAGUGUGCGGCAAGUGUUUCGACAGUCAGGGGAACCUGGAGAUGCACAUGAGGAUCCACACGGGGGAGAAGCCGUUUCUCUGCAGUGAGUGUGGGAAAUCCUUCAACUGCCGACACAACAUGAUGCGACACAUCAGGACGCACACGGGCGAGAAGCCGUACCUGUGCAACGUCUGCGGUCGGUGUUUCAGCGACCACUCCACUCUGAAGCAGCACAGCAGCACGCACACCGGGGAGAAACCACACCGCUGUGAGGUCUGCGGGAAAGGCUUCCACCGAAAGACUUAUGUGAGGCUUCACAUGAAAAGCCACACAACAGAGAAGUGA
Messenger RNA from Seriola dumerili (greater amberjack), 1701 nucleotides. Its product is annotated as gastrula zinc finger protein XlCGF57.1-like. The record is from RefSeq and is a predicted model, not a curated record. NCBI's taxonomy places the organism in Eukaryota, Metazoa, Chordata, Actinopteri, Carangiformes, Carangidae. The transcript is spliced from 2 exons. Gene Ontology annotation, molecular function: DNA-binding transcription factor activity, RNA polymerase II-specific; RNA polymerase II cis-regulatory region sequence-specific DNA binding. Gene Ontology annotation, biological process: regulation of transcription by RNA polymerase II. The coding region runs from base 1 to 1701 and encodes 566 amino acids.